Molecule: messenger RNA, 2958 nt
Organism: Urocitellus parryii (Arctic ground squirrel)
Lineage: Eukaryota; Metazoa; Chordata; Mammalia; Rodentia; Sciuridae
Source: RefSeq, a predicted model, not a curated record
AAUGUGCUAGGAGUCCUCACAGGGUCUUCGUGCCUCCUCGGCCUUGGCGCCCGCUCUGGGCGCGCUCGCGGAGUCCUACCGCCCGCCGUUGCGCUAUGAGGGCUCCUCUCUGGGGCUGGCCGAGGCCGGAGCCGGCUUGCACGGUUUGAGAGGAAGUGUGAAAAGAGCGCGGGCGGGAGCUGGGGCUGCGCACCGAGCGGCACUCUCGGGCCAGCGCGGUAUCCAGGUGAGCGCCGGCUUGGUGAGCAGUGUACUGGGUGCAGCUGGUCGGCGCCUGCCGGGCUUGAUCGGAGGCUGAAUCCAGUGCGUGGACCGCCCUUCUCUCUUCGUGGGAUCCUUGGCCACGAUAGCAGAUGCAUUUUGUAGAAGUAUUUUGAGGAUGAAUGUUUUUAAAUCAUUUUGAAAUUUCCAWGCACUAUAUACAUGGGAUGCAUCCUGCUUUCAACCUGGAGUUCACCUCUGUGUCGUGGAUCUAUCCAAGGAGCAUUUGCCUUCAAUCUCUGUGUUAACUAGAAAUCAAGUAAAGACAUGAGGAGAUUCGUUUACUGCAAAGUGGUUCUGGCCACUUCACUGAUGUGGGUCCUUGUGGAUGUCUUCUUACUGCUGUACUUCAGUGAGUGUAACAAGUGUGAUGACAAGAAGGAGAGGUCCCUGCUGCCUGCACUGAGGGCUGUUAUUUCAAGAAACCAAGAAGGCCCAGGAGAAAUGGGAAAGGCUGUUCUGAUUCCUAAAGAUGACCAGGAGAAAAUGAAAGAGCUGUUCAAAAUCAAUCAGUUUAACCUUAUGGCCAGUGAUUUGAUUGCCCUUAAUAGAAGUCUGCCAGAUGUAAGAUUGGAAGGAUGCAAGACAAAAGUCUACCCUGAUGAACUUCCCAACACAAGUGUAGUCAUUGUGUUUCAUAAUGAGGCUUGGAGCACUCUCCUUAGAACUGUUUACAGUGUUAUAAAUCGCUCCCCACACUACUUGCUCUCUGAAGUCAUCUUGGUAGAUGAUGCCAGUGAAAGAGAUUUUCUCAAGUUGACAUUAGAGAAUUAUGUGAAAAAUUUAGAAGUACCAGUAAAAAUUAUCAGGAUGGAAGAGCGCUCUGGGUUAAUACGAGCCCGUCUUCGAGGAGCAGCUGCUUCAAAAGGGCAGGUCAUAACUUUUCUGGAUGCACACUGUGAAUGCACAUUAGGGUGGCUGGAGCCCUUGCUGGCAAGAAUAAAGGAAGACAGGAAAACAGUCGUAUGCCCCAUCAUUGAUGUGAUUAGUGAUGAUACCUUUGAAUAUAUGGCUGGGUCAGAUAUGACUUAUGGGGGUUUUAACUGGAAACUAAAUUUCCGCUGGUAUCCUGUUCCCCAAAGAGAAAUGGAUAGGAGGAAAGGAGACAGAACRUUGCCUGUCAGGACCCCUACUAUGGCUGGUGGCCUAUUUUCUAUUGACAGAAACUACUUUGAAGAGAUAGGAACUUACGAUGCAGGAAUGGAUAUCUGGGGUGGAGAGAAUCUUGAAAUGUCUUUUAGGAUUUGGCAAUGUGGAGGCUCUUUGGAGAUUGUAACUUGCUCCCACGUUGGUCAUGUUUUUCGGAAGGCAACCCCUUAUACUUUCCCUGGUGGCACUGGUCAUGUCAUUAACAAGAACAAUAGGAGACUGGCAGAAGUUUGGAUGGAUGAAUUUAAAGAUUUCUUCUAUAUCAUAUCCCCAGGUGUUGUCAAAGUGGAUUAUGGAGAUGUGUCAGUCAGAAAAACACUAAGAGAAAAUCUGAAGUGUAAGCCCUUCUCUUGGUACCUAGAAAACAUCUAUCCGGACUCCCAGAUCCCAAGACGUUAUUACUCACUUGGUGAGAUAAGAAACGUGGAAACCAAUCAAUGUUUAGACAACAUGGGCCGCAAAGAAAAUGAAAAAGUGGGUAUAUUCAACUGUCAUGGCAUGGGAGGAAAUCAGGUAUUUUCUUAUACAGCUGACAAAGAAAUMCGAACUGAUGACUUAUGCUUGGAUGUGUCCAGACUCAAUGGACCUGUAAUCAUGCUAAAGUGCCACCACAUGAGAGGAAAUCAACUAUGGGAAUACGAUGCUGAGAGACUCACGUUGAGACAUGUUAACAGUAACCAAUGUCUAGAUGAACCUUCUGAAGAAGACAAAAUGGUGCCUACCAUGCAGGACUGUAGUGGAAGCAGAUCCCAACAAUGGCUGCUAAGAAACAUGACCCUGGGGGCAUGAAGACUAUUUCCCCCAAGCCAUCAAAGUGUCUAUACUUUUGGUUUUCCAUUAUUUCAAUKAGGGGAAAAUAAUAACUGCUGAAAUGAAAAUUUUAAAAAUCCUUUUAGUAUUCUAAAACAUAGUUGUUUAUAAUUCAUUUUUAGGAAUGUUGGAUUAUUUCCCUACUAAAAUUUGUAUCUCAUUGAAGAAGCACAUAAAAAACAUAAAUAAUAGCCAAGUGUUAUUAAGCUAUGGAACAACUUGAAAAACAAAUUGUGUUUGUUUUAAAAAAAAAAAAUCUUACUGCCCUCAUGUCACAAGGUUAAUGGGAGGUUAAUUUAUUUUUUGCUGUCAUAGUGAUUGAGAGAGAUAUAAUGUAAAUGCCUUACAAAAUAUCUUCAUUAUGAAAUAUUAUCAAUUGCUUUAUAUAUUCACUCUUUGUACUGGACCUUCAUAGGAACAUGUUGAAUUUCUAUGUCAACAAAUAUGAUCACAAAUUAUUUCUGAGCAUCGAAUUCAUUGUACAAAAUAUCAGGUUCCACAUUUUGUACCAGGAAAAAAAAWUUAAAUUGGAUAUUGAAUUCAUAGUCUUUACAAAAACAUCACAUUUAAACAAAAAAAGAAAGAAGAAUUUGAAAAUUCGCUUUAAAUAGGAAAUGCAAAUUCAAAUGAAGCAAGCAGAAAUUAGCCAUAUAUUGAGGAGAAUGAUGGAGGGAAAUGGAAACAGUCCUUGGAAGAGACAUGGYGGCUGGGUUGCAAUCAUUCCUAACACAGGCUGAA